Messenger RNA from Prunus armeniaca (apricot), 1920 nucleotides. The record is from the annotation of a GenBank genome assembly. Lineage: Eukaryota; Viridiplantae; Streptophyta; Magnoliopsida; Rosales; Rosaceae.
AUGUCGUCGGAGAUCGAGGUCGUCGAAGAUGAGGUCCAAACCCGUGAUCACGAAUCUGUGGGUGCCGCCUCAGCCAAGUCAACGAACAAUGGCGACGCCAAUGGGAUUGGGGAAGAGAGUCUGCGAAACGACGUGUACACGGCCGCUGCGUACGGGGAUUUGGAGAAGCUCCAGAGAUUGGUGGAGUGUGAAGGUUGCUCUGUUUCCGAGACCGAUGGGCUCGGCUACUAUGCCCUCCAGUGGGCCGCUCUGAACAACCGCACUGCCGCUGCACAGUAUAUUAUUGAGCACGGAGGAGAUGUGAAUGCCACAGAUCAUACGGGGCAAACAGCAUUACAUUGGAGUGCAGUGCGGGGUGCAAUCCAGGUUGCAGAGCUAUUACUCCAAGAGGGUGCUCGGGUAAAUGCAGCCGAUAUGUAUGGCUAUCAGACUACACAUGUUGCAGCUCAAUAUGGUCAGACUGCUUUCCUGUACCAUACUGUUUCAAAAUGGAAUGCUGACCCUGAUGUGCCUGAUAAUGAUGGGAGAAGCCCUUUACAUUGGGCUGCUUAUAAAGGUUUUGCGGAUUGUAUACGUCUGCUUUUAUUUCUGGAUGCAUAUAAAGGACGGCAAGAUAAAGAGGGUUGCACUCCUUUGCAUUGGGCUGCUAUCAGGGGUAACUUGGAGGCAUGCACAGUGUUGGUACAGGCUGGGAAGAAGGAGGACUUAAUGGUUACAGAUAACACCGGCCUUACACCCGCACAACUUGCUGCUGAUAAGAAUCACAGACAAGUUGCUUUUUUCCUUGGGAAUGCUAGAAGGCUGCUUGACAAACGUUGUGACGGGAACGGUCAUCUUGGACAAGUUUCAAAACUAGGACUUGCACCAGUACUUUGGUGCAUAAUAUUUGUGCUCCUGGUGACCUAUACUCAUUCUGUGAUCAUGGCACCAAAUCUUCCAAAGUUAACAGCUGGAUCAGUUUUUGUUGCAUGGCUCGGAGUUUUCUUUGCAACUUCUGGGCUUGUAAUGUUCUAUAGGUGUAGCAGCAAGGAUCCAGGUUACAUCCGAAUGAAUAUCCAUGAUUCACAAAAUAUGAAAGAUGAUGAACCUCUAUUGAAGAUUGAGAUAAAUAACCCUGCCUUGCUAGCUGGUAAUUGGUCUCAGCUCUGUGCAACGUGCAAGAUUGUCAGGCCUCUUCGUGCAAAGCACUGUUCCACUUGUGAUCGUUGUGUUGAACAAUUUGACCACCAUUGCCCUUGGGUAUCCAAUUGCAUUGGCAAGAAAAACAAAUGGGAUUUCUUUGCUUUCCUUGUUCUGGAAGUUUUGGCAAUGGUAUUCACUGGAGGGGUUACUCUUACGAGAGUUUUGAGUGAUCCAGUCAGUCCAUCUACUUUUGGAGCAUGGAUUAAUUAUGUCGCCAUUAGUCAUGUUGGUGCUCUUUCAUUUUUUAUCAUGGAUUUCUUCCUCUUUUUUGGUGUGGCAGUUUUGACUGUUGUACAAGCUUCUCAGAUAUCACGGAAUGUUACAACUAAUGAAAUGGCAAACGCGAUGCGCUAUAACUACCUUAGAGGCCCAGGUGGUCGGUUCAGAAAUCCAUAUGAUCACGGGAUCAGGAAGAACUGUUCGGAUUUCUUGAUCAAAGGUUACAACGAAGAUGUGGAAUACAUUGAAGAAUCAGCUCGUGAUGAGGAGGAGGGGAUUGGAAUGAGGCAUAUGCUGAAGAACUCAAACGUGCAAAAUGGUGAUGCCUAUUCUCACCACGCAAAUGGCAAUAGUCAGGUUGCAAUCAAUGUAAAUUCAAAUUCAACAUCACAUCAUGGUCAUGCUCAUUCUGCCCAGUGCAGCCAUAAUAACCAUGGGAAAACAAAAAGUGAUAACGUUCCGUUAGGCUUAGGUCUUGGCCUUGGACGGAACACUGCCCGAUCUGUUGUAGCUUCUUGA